UCGUAGCCGUCGUCGCCGCGUUUUAGCGGUGAGCCAGGCUUCUCCUCCUCACUGCCUCAGUCUUCACUCGCCGGCCGUUGGCAGGGGAUCCCGCAUUGAUCGCGCUCCCGCUGCUGUAGAUCUCCCGUGUAUCGUAUACACCUCGCGCAUUCGCCGUUCCCGUAGGGAACAUGUUGGCCCGACGUGAGCAUCGCGGGGCCCCCCGGGUCCGCGCGAUCGCGCUCUCUUGAGACCCGUGACGUCAGCCCGACGGUCUGUCUCACCACGUUCCACCCUUCCUUAUCCUCCCUCUUCUCUCCCGGUUCCUUAAUCCUCGAUAAGAUCGCACACUCGCGGAUGGUAUCGUGUCGGGAGUGCGUAACCGGGGGGCUGUUCUUACGAAUGUAAUAUUUCACGGGUCCCUUCCGUUCUCGAACGUGUAGAUCAAGAACUAGGACGCUUGGAGCACUGUCGUUGGAUUUCUAGGAUCGGACCGGACUUCUCGGUUUCUGGAUAUGUAGAUGCAAGCGCCGACCACAGGACCGUGCCACGUAAGACCGUGCGACGUAAGCACUAUCGACGUGAACUCCAACAACCACCAUCAUCAUCACCAUCAUCACUGCGGACACAAUCAGCACGACCAUCGGCCUGAAGACCGAAUUCCAUCGUCCUCCUCGAUGUCUACCUUGCUAUGCUGCGAGCCAGUAUCGGCUGGCCGGCCUCGGACCAACUUAAAGCUCGUGCUGACCCGCAGCCUGAGCGAGCCAGGACCGAGUCCCUGCGCCUUCCCAGCACCGACGACCGCUUCAUCGAUCAUUAAUAACAACAACAGUAACAACAAUCCCACCGAACCGCCUUCGAUCGUGAUCAACGAGGAGGUGAACGGCGACGAAGACGACGACGUCCACCGUCGUGGCUUCCAUCAUCUCCAUUACCAUCACCAUCAUCAUCACCACCAUUUUCACCAUCAUCAGCACCUAUCGGUGACUACGAAGCGCUGCAAACUGGAGACUGCCAGCCUGCCUACCAGCCCCUGCUCCGAAAACGGCCUUCAUCGCCAACUAGUGCUAAACAAGACCCGCGUCAUCACUGCAGGCGACCUUGCCCAACGUCUUGUGCAUCUUGAGCGAUCCUCCGCCGUUCCGCCAGUGAUUCUGGAUUGCAGACCGUUUACAUUAUACAAUGUCAAUCACGUACGCGGUGCCAUCAACGUCACCUGUUCGGAUCGCUUCAACCGACGCAGACUUCAGCUGGGGAAGGCCACCCUCGCCGAUCUCGCAUCCGCUCGCGAGGGCAAAGAGCUUCUCAGGAAAAGACAGUUCAAGGAAGUCAUAGUGUACGACGAAAGUACCGACGACCUGGAGCAUCUGACCGCUCAGAAUCCACUAUUCCUGGUACUUGCUGCACUCGUGGACGAUGAUCGGGAGCCGGCUGUGCUGAUCGGUGGACACCGGGAGUUCCACAGGCGGCACCGAGAGCUAUGCGAGGAUACGCUUCUGCCAAACGGCGCCGCCGCCGCUGCUGCUGCUGCCGCCGUCGCUGCAGAUCCGUCGACGACGACGGUGAGCGGCUGCACGAGUCCUGGACCAGGUUGUCCCGUGCUGAGCAUCUCCGGCCCGCCGACUCCGCAGCCGGCCGACAUCGACAGCCACCCGGCGUCCCGCGUGCUGCCAUUUCUAUACCUCGGUAACGGCAGAGAUGCCGCCGAUCUGCAGCUACUUCGCGCCCUCGGCGCCACCCGGGUGCUGAACGUCACCUCACAGUUGCCCGGCUACCACGAGGAGCGGGGUAUCACGUACAGGCAGAUACCCGCCUCGGACUCCGGCCAUCAGAACCUCAAGCAGUACUUCGAGGAAGCGUUCGAAUUCAUCGAGGAAGCGCGGAAAGCCGGAAGCAGCGUAUUGGUGCAUUGUCAAGCUGGUGUGUCGCGCAGCGCAACAAUUGCGAUUGCUUACAUAAUGCGACACAAAGGCCUGUCGAUGGUGGAGGCGUACAAACUGGUGAAGAACGCGCGUCCGAUCAUCAGCCCGAACCUGAACUUCAUGGGUCAGCUGUUGGAGCUCGAGCAGGGUCUGCGGGCGUCCGGUGACGUCGCCAACUCUGCGCCAGAGGAACCCACGACGACGACGGCAACGUCAACGACGACGACGACGUCGACAACGGCGACGACGACGACGAGUAGUUGUCACCAGUGCAGGUGGAGUCAUCAGCCUAACAGCGAGGAGGUGGUCACCUCUGGCUGCAGUGUCUGAGACCACGCUUUUCUCUCGUAUCUUCUUCUUCUGGUCUCUCUUGAGAGUACCGGAUCAUGUCGGCGACGGCGUCGGUGCGUCGCGAAGACGCAAACAUAUCCCGAGAGAGCGAAUGUCGAUGUCCUUCCUGCGUUUCUUCGCGACAAACCUGGACGAUGAGCGAAUGUAAUUCGCGGAAUCGCCGAUCGCCUGAAGAUACUGGAUUCAACUAUAGGAAGAUUCUGCAAAUAUGAACAAUGAUGCCCUCGGUAUCUUCUCUUGAUAUCCCGAAACGCGGAAUUUUCAGUUUUCCCAAUCUUCACGUCGCACAAUAUUUGAGUUGUCACGUUUUUCAACUCAGGCUCUUUAGCCUAGAAAUUAUUGGCUCUUAAAUUUUUUUUUAGAAUUAAUACAUUUUCUUCGAAUUCCGUGUCUUCGGGACGACCAUUCAACUAAAAAUGGUGAAGUCAAACUGCCGAACUGACAAAUCGCGACUUAUUAAGGGACUUGAAGGGAUACAAAUGUGUGAAGAAGACACAUCGUAUUUUUAUAAAAAUUUUGAUUUCUCUCUAUGGAUGAUUAAAUUAUUAUUUCCUAUUAGUGCCAAUGUAAAUUAGUCCGUAUCCUCCAUAUGUAAGAAUAAAUCAGUUUGUAAACGUUACAAAUGCGAUGUACCUUCUUCAUACAUACAUCUAAGAAAAAAAGAUAGUUACGGGUUAGAUUCUCUACUGCGGAGAAACAAAAUAUAUGGCAGGGAGCGUAUUUCUCAUAAAAAGAAUUUAACCACGCUCGCUUCCAGCUUCGAUAACGAGUAACAGCGCGUCGCGAUUAUUUAUUUUCGAACGACGUUCGCGCGAACAGUGAACAUAACUUGUACUUACGACACACAGUGUUCCAUAAUACGCCUGGUCGAGUCAAUAGGGAGGCAAGUAAAACGUACAGAAUGCUCGCCUACGAUCUUCUCAUUAAACGAUUGACUAUCGUCUAGCAUUGUUUAUGCAAGAAAAUACGAGGAAGGAAGAUAUGAAAUCGACGGAAGUGACUGUUCCAAUGAUUAAUUAUAGGCAGCUUAUAUAACAUUGAAAGAAACUCAGGACAAAACGUUGAAAAAUUGUUUCUGAUGUUGAUCAAUUUCUAUUAGAAAAAUAUAUUAUACAUAAUUAUUCAUGAAUAGUAGCACUGCUCUCUCACGAAAUAUUUAAACUUCGAAGGUGUUUCGAAAUCUUUAACCUUCGUAUAUGAAUAUGAAGAGACAGAGUAUAUAUAAUAAGCCAGCGUAGCGUGCACAGAAAGCAAAUGAAUCAAAAUUAGUAAAACCAAUAUUCUUUAAUCUUCCUACUAGGCGUAAUACUUUUUCAAUUUUCAACUAGUAAAACGCGCGCUUGCCUCUCAAUUGACUCCUGUAAAUCAGGCAUGAAUUUUUAAUAGAAGAAUUAUUUUCCGUAUGGAGAAGAGAUAAAAUCGUCGACAUGUAUGGGGUGUCACGAGGACAAUAUCGCGAGAUUCUAGUCUCUCGACUAAUAAUAAUGCUUUUGCAGUGAUAGAGUCUCAUCUCAGGUAAUUCUAUUUCCGGUAUAAUGUACUUUCUGUUAAGUCACGUUAAUGAGAACGGUAACAAUUCAAUUAAUUUUCAAUGCCGGAUCGAUGAACAUGGAAUUAAUAAACGUUAAACGUGAUAGAUACAUGUUCGAAGGAAUUUGGUUUAGAGACCUAUUCCGAUGCAAAAAUAAUAUUCCA
Molecule: messenger RNA, 3947 nt
Organism: Mycetomoellerius zeteki
Lineage: Eukaryota; Metazoa; Arthropoda; Insecta; Hymenoptera; Formicidae
Product: dual specificity protein phosphatase 10
Exons: 4
Coding region: 501-2231 (576 amino acids)
Biological process (GO): peptidyl-tyrosine dephosphorylation; negative regulation of MAPK cascade
Cellular component (GO): cytosol; cytoplasm
Molecular function (GO): protein tyrosine/threonine phosphatase activity; MAP kinase tyrosine/serine/threonine phosphatase activity; MAP kinase tyrosine phosphatase activity
Source: RefSeq, a predicted model, not a curated record